GUUCACUAUUCAACGGCUGUAUGUGAAGUUAGCCGGUCAGUCCGUAGUCGGCAUUGGCGGCACUCUGUUUGGGUAUCGUCACGUCGUGGAUUUUAAUCUUAUAAAUGUAAAAAUAUAUGAAAUUAUAGCCGUGACAUUUAGCCGCACAAAAAAAAUAUAUUUUUAAAAGUCAACCUAGUCAAUGUAAAAUUAAUUAGUGCUUUUAUCGGAAAUUGUUUUUAAACUUAGUUUGAACAUCGUAUUUAAAACAACAUUUUAAUUACACGAGCGCAUACAUGAAUGCAAAGCUGAAAAGAUGAAAAGUUAAAACAUCGUCAAGAUACGUGGAACGUUCUGUAUUUCAAUAAAUUACUGUUAAUUGUUACUAUUGAUUCAGAAUAAAAUGGCAAAACAACAAUUAGAAUUAAAUGGAUCCAGAUCUGAAUUUAAUUUUCGAGGGUGUCUAGUCGUUUUAGCCAGUUUUAUAUGCAAUGGGCUAGUAUUUGGAUUUAUUAAUUCCUAUUCAGUGACAUAUGCUCAUUUAAAAGAAAAGAUGGAAAGUGCGGGAGAUAAAGAAUCUGCAUCUAAAGCGGCUUUGGUUGGUUCUCUUACUAUGGGUACUACAUUCCUGAUGUCACCUGUCGCUGGUGUUUUGACUGAUCACAUUGGUAUUAGAUUAACCACAUUCGCUGGCGGUGUUAUAGCCUGCUGUAGUUUACUAUUAUCAUCAUUCUUUACAAAUGAUGUUGAAGUACUAUACGUUACGUAUGGACUUUUAUACGGUAUUGGUGCAUCCUUAGCAUACACUCCAUCUUUAGCCAUCUUAGGUCAUUAUUUCAAAAAUUACAUUGGUCUUGUUAAUGGUAUAGUAACAGCUGGUAGCUCAUUUUUUACUAUGGUCCUACCCUACCUUGUGGGAUAUCUUUUAAAUAACUUUGGUUUCAGUAACUGUUUAAGGUGGGAGGCUGCUUUGACUUCUAUACUUAUAAUAAGUUCUUUGGCGUUCAAACCAACGUAUAAAAUAGAAAAACCUGAUAUAAAUAAAAGUAUAUCCGAAGAACUUAAAUCACUGGUUAACAUCGAUGUCUGGAAAAAUCCUAAGUAUAUUAUUUGGGCGACUAUGAUACCUCUCGCUUUAUUUGGAUAUUUUGUUCCAUAUGUUCAUUUGGUUGAAUUUGUAAAAUCAAAAUUUCCAGGAAGCGAUGGUAAAAUUCUAGUAACUUGUAUAGGAAUUUCUUCUGGAAUCGGAAGACUGGUAUCAGGGCCAAUAUCUGAUCUGAAAAAAGCUAAUAGAAUAAUGAUGCAACAGAUUUCUCUAAUUGUUAUUGGAUUAAUGACUAUGUGCAUGAUCUGGGUACCUCAUUUUACCAUUUUAGUAUUGAUAACAUUAAUUUUGGGAUUGGCUGAUGGCUGUUUUGUAAGCGUAAUGGGACCUAUAGCUUUUGACCUAUGCGGACAAAAAGGGACUGCUCAGGCCAUCGGUUGUAUACUUGGACUCUGCUCUAUACCCUUAACAGUUGGUCCUCCAGUUGCUGGUUGGAUGUUCGACAAAAACCAAUCGUACGACGGAGCUUUCAUGUUAGCCGGUGUGCCACCUAUUAUUUUUGGUGCUUGCUUAUCUUCUAUAUCAUACGUGUCAUCAAAAGAAAUGAACAAUGUAAAUAGAGGCUUCAAGGGACCAAAACUAAUUAAUCAAACAUCCGAACUAUUAGAGCCAGAAGGUAAGCAAAACCAUAACUAUAAAGACAACGAACAACGUCCUCUAUUGAACCCGAAAAAUCUCGUACCAAAAUAUUCACAUUAGUAUUAAUUAAAUAUUAUUGUGAAUAAAUCAUACUAGUCAGCGAUUAUUUCUUUGCUAAUUGCAUUUAAAUGUCGAGCAAUAAUAUAGAGUAUACUUAUUUGCUUUUAUAUAUGUAAACCAGACAAGUUUAUAUAAAUAUUUUUAGAACAUUAAUGAUUACAAAUAUUUAUUUACUUAAUUUUGUACAUUGUUAUAUUUUGUUGAAUUUAACUAUUGGAUGUUAUUAAAAAUAAAAUCGCACUGAGUGUUUAACACAUGUAGUUACUAAUUGAACCUAGUGUAGCGAUUUUUUUAACUAAAAAAUCAUAACACUCACUGAUAAAAUGUUUGAUUACGUUGUAUUUACCUAAUUUAUAACUCGGGCUUAUUAGUUAUUAAUGUUCUCCUUUGUUUAUCUUUUUCACUGGUAUGUUAUUAACGUAAUUAAGGUAGCUAGUUGAUGUAUCGCUAAAUUGGAAAUUAUUUA
Daktulosphaira vitifoliae (grape phylloxera) is the source of this 2249-nucleotide messenger RNA. RefSeq names its product monocarboxylate transporter 10 (gene kar). Lineage: Eukaryota; Metazoa; Arthropoda; Insecta; Hemiptera; Phylloxeridae. The transcript has 10 exons. The record is from RefSeq and is a predicted model, not a curated record. Bases 383 to 1783 code for a protein of 466 amino acids. Gene Ontology annotation, biological process: transmembrane transport. Gene Ontology annotation, molecular function: monocarboxylic acid transmembrane transporter activity.